Molecule: messenger RNA, 700 nt
Organism: Nicotiana attenuata
Lineage: Eukaryota; Viridiplantae; Streptophyta; Magnoliopsida; Solanales; Solanaceae
Product: UPF0098 protein CPn_0877/CP_0992/CPj0877/CpB0906
Exons: 2
Coding region: 61-567 (168 amino acids)
Source: RefSeq, a predicted model, not a curated record
AAUUCAUCUAUACCAAUCUAAAAUCAAGAACAAUAGGAAUUUCUCAGUUUUUUUUCUCAAAUGGCAAACGCAAGCGAUGAGUUUAGGCUAGUAUCGCCAAGCAUAAAUCAUGAAGGAAAAUUACCAAGAAAGUACACGGAUGAAGGGCAAGGUGCUCAAAGGAGAAUGUCACCACCUUUAGAAUGGUAUAAUUUACCAGAAGGGACAAAAAGUUUGUCACUUGUGGUUCAAGAUAUUGAUGCACCUGACCCAAAUGGACCUAUUGUGCCAUGGGUUAUUUGGGUUGUGACUAAUAUUCCACCAACUUUAAAAGGUUUGCCUGAAGGAUUUUCUGGUAAAGGAGAGGAAUUAGGUGGAGAUUAUGCUCAUGUUAAAGAAGGGAAUAAUGAUGAAAAAGUUCCUGGAUGGCGUGGACCUAAGUUGGAAAAUCAUGGUCAUAGAUUUGAGUUUAAGCUUUUUGCUUUGGAUGAUGAGCUCCAUCUUGGUAACAAGGUGACAAAGGAUAAAUUGCUGGAAGCUGUUGAGGGUCAUAUUCUUGGAGAAGCUGUUUUGAUUGCCAUUAACUGAGAUAUUAGCAGUUACUAAUUUCCAGAUGUUCAGUAUUUUCAUGACUUUGUGGCAUGAACUUGAACUAGCUAGUGUAAUAAACAAUUUGUGUUGUGCGGUUUUAAUGUGAAGAUGCAUUUCAGUUCUGGUGUUG